Messenger RNA from Aspergillus pseudoviridinutans, 1755 nucleotides. RefSeq names its product FGGY-family carbohydrate kinase. NCBI's taxonomy places the organism in Eukaryota, Fungi, Ascomycota, Eurotiomycetes, Eurotiales, Aspergillaceae. Gene Ontology annotation, molecular function: kinase activity; phosphotransferase activity, alcohol group as acceptor. Gene Ontology annotation, biological process: carbohydrate metabolic process. The record is from RefSeq and is a predicted model, not a curated record. Bases 1 to 1755 code for a protein of 584 amino acids. The transcript has 3 exons.
AUGCAGUCUUCAUUGAACUACUAUAUUGGCAUUGAUGUUGGUACUGGGGGUGCUCGCGCCUGCAUCAUCGACGACGCAGGCAAUAUUGUCGGUUUAGCGUCUGAGGAUAUCAAGCUAUGGCAGUCAGGAAAGGGCCACUAUGAGCAGUCGACCUCUGACAUCUGGCGCUCUACAUGCUCCGCUGUACGUCGCGCCGUCAGGGAAAAUAACAUCCCGGCGACGAUGAUCCGGGGAAUCGGAUUCGACGCAACCUGCUCCCUUGCUGUCCUUUCUACCGAAGAUGACAGUCCCGUGUCGGUUACUUCUCCUGCGUUCGAUACCGACCGGAAUGUGAUCCUGUGGCUGGAUCAUCGAGCAGUGGAGGAAACCAAACGAAUCAACGCAACAGGUCACAAAGUCCUCCAAUACGUAGGAGGGGCGAUGUCAGUGGAGAUGGAGAUACCAAAAAUUCUCUGGCUACGGAACAACAUGUCUGCGGAAAGCUUCUCAAGAUGCAAGUUCUAUGACCUGGUAGAUGCUCUUACACAUCUAGCUACCGGUAGCGAAACUAGGAGCCUGUGUAGCCUCAUCUGCAAGCAGGGGUACUUGCCAAAGGAGAGGGAUGAUAGUGCGUCUGGCUGGCCUAAGGACUUCUUGGACCAGAUUGGGCUUGAAACCUUGAGCAAGAGUAAUUUCCACUGCCUUGGUGGGAUCAAUGGAGAGAACGGUCGACAUCUCCACGCCGGAGAAUUGGCCGGGUGGUUGUGUGAGAAGGCUGCGCAGGAGUUGGGACUACCGUCGGGUAUUGCCGUAGGCAUCGGAGUGAUCGACGCCUAUGCCGGAUGGAUAGGAACAGUUUCAGCUAAAGUAGAAUUCGCCGAGCCUUCAAUGAACAUCCAAUCGCGGGCCGAGGGGGAACAAGGAUAUUUUACUCGCCUUGCUGCUGUUGCUGGUACAUCAACGUGCCACCUCGUCAUGUCGCCCAGUCCUAUAUUCGUGCCUGGCGUUUGGGGACCUUACCGGGAUACUAUUAUUCCCGGCUGCUGGAUGGCAGAAGGAGGACAAUCUGCAACAGGUCAACUCAUCCAUCACGUCCUGGAGACUCAUCCGGCUGCUGGGCAAGCCAAAGCGCUUGCAUUGUCCCGUCAGACUGAUAUCUUCACCUUCUUGAACGAGCGUUUGAAGGAAAUGGCAGAGGAGCAGCAUGCUCCACACAUUGCAUACCUGGCACGCCAUUUCUUUUUCUACGGUGACCUUUUCGGCAACCGCUCUCCAAUAGCUGAUCCAAAUAUGGUGGGAUCCAUUGUUGGUCUUACCAGCGACGUAUCUGUGGACAGCUUAGCUAUCUUAUAUUACAGCGCAUUGGAGUUCAUCGCCUUACAGACACGGCAGAUCGUCCAAGUUAUGAACCAGGCUGGCCAUAAGAUCUCCUCCAUCUUCAUGUCCGGAUCCCAAUGCCAGAAUAACAUCCUGGUGAACCUCAUUGCAUCCGCAUGUGACAUGCCGGUUGUGGUUCCUUACUAUGUCAACGCAGCGGUUUGCCACGGUGCUGCGAUGCUUGGUGCCAAAGCGGCAAGCUCAGAUAAGCAGGGGAAGACGACGGAUCUCUGGACAAUUAUGGAUCGCAUGAGUAAACAUGGCAAGGCUGUCUACCCGACAACUAACCGCCAUGAGAAGACGCUUAUCCUCGCAAAAUACCAAGUCUUCCUCGAGCAAUGCCGCAGGCAGCGGGAAUAUCGAGAGUUGGUGGAUAGAAUGAUCGCAUCCCUACAAUGA